Molecule: messenger RNA, 2365 nt
Organism: Amphimedon queenslandica
Lineage: Eukaryota; Metazoa; Porifera; Demospongiae; Haplosclerida; Niphatidae
Product: E3 ubiquitin-protein ligase TRIM71-like
Exons: 1
Coding region: 38-2263 (741 amino acids)
Molecular function (GO): protein binding; zinc ion binding
Source: RefSeq, a predicted model, not a curated record
UUAUUAAUAAAUUAACUCAUACCACGCCCAUUACAAUAUGGCUAACAGCAGCACUGUCGUGUUACAAGAAGAAUUGACCUGCUGUAUCUGUCACGACUACUUUAAUAAACCAAAGAGCCUUCCCUGUAUGCACACAUUCUGUGCAGAGUGUCUGGAGAAGGCCAUAUCUCUAGCCAUUAAGCCUCACCCUGAAGAUGAACAGCAAACGGCGUGUAAUCCGGCCCCUCCAUCUUCUCAGGUCUUGUGUCCUACCUGUCGUGAGCCGGCUCAGCUACCAGACGGUGGAGUCUCUAAACUAAAGACCAACUACGCCAUAGCUAAUCUGGUGGAAGCAAUAGUCCGCUACUGUCAAACAUGCACGGAGGGAGAAAUAGCUUGUAACCACUGCACGGAUUGUAAGGCCUACCUUUGUGAAUUUUGUUCAAAAUACCACACGCGCUCUGUCGAAUAUAAAGGACACACUCUGAUACCACAGCCCAUUACUGCUCCACCAACUCCUACCUCAUCACUUGCUUCAAUAAACCCGCAACCCUCUUUCGAGAUGUGUGAAGAACACAGUGAUCCGUUGAGAAUGUAUUGUUCCAAGUGCAUGGAGAUCAUCUGUACGAUAUGCCAAUCAAUAUCGCACGCAAAUUGCUCGGGUUGUAUAAAAUAUAUUAACAAGGAACUCAUUUCCAGCGAGAAAGAGUCCCUAAAAACUGACCUUGAGUCCCUGACUAGUAACAGUGGAGAUAUGGGUCAACACUGCGAAGGACUGGCAAAAAUUAUAAAAGAAAUUGAAGAAAAGAAGAAUGGGAUUUUAAAAAGAGUACAGAGAGCUAGUGCUACCUUUACAGAACGAGUAGAAAAGAGCACGUCUGACCUUGUGACUACAGUAACUUCUAUCUACGAUGAGAAAUCAUCUCCUCUUAAAGAUGAACUUAAAAGAUCUCAGACCAUCAGAGAGAGAGCUGAAGAAAUCAUCAAAGCAGAUCUAGAGCCUCUACAGUCAAUAAAAAAGUUAAUAGAAACAAAGAAAGAAGCUCAAAAGUUACUAGGAGACUGCAGCAAGGCUUUAGAAUACAAGAUCGACCCAGCUAUACCCCAUGUGGAAUUCCAAUCAUCAAAACUACUUAACGAUCCAGAUUUAAAUGUCGGCCAUUUAAAAGAGGACAUAGAAAGCUACGUAGCCAUUCAGCCGCCAUCGACCGUUCACCAAAAUGAACGACAGUCACUUAUACUGCAAGCAAUGGGUAAGAACGGGUCAAAUAUAACGUAUGGUGGUGCGGCCAUUCACCCUCAAAUCACUCACGCCCAUGAACCAUCUACCCUACUACCAUACGAGGUAGUCGAUAAAACCUGUGGAAAGUACGAGAUUAAGUUCAUGCCCACAUGCCAUACACCUCUCUCAGUAAACCUGGCACCAGUGUAUGAUAUAAUACUACCAGUAACUAGGGACUAUACACCACUUGUACCUUUACCGUCCUCCUUUGAACUUACCUCGGCUCCAUAUGGCGUUACCUACUUACCUAAUAAUCAGCUAGCAGUCACGCUACAGGAGAAAAAGGUCGUAUUAUUAGAUGCUAGCACAGGAGAAAAGAAAGGAGAGGUAUACAGCAACUUUGUCCGGCCUUAUUUAAUGGCCGUUGACCGCGAGAGCCUUUGGAUAACGGACAGAGAAGCUCACAACAUUCACUGCUACUCACUCAGCAAUCACCAGAAGAUUGUACACUUUGGCACACGUGGGAAUCAGCUCGGACAAUUCCUCCAUCCGCGAGGUAUAGCCAUACAUCCCCUCAACGGGAACCUCUACAUAUCAGACAUGAAGAAUAACAGAAUACAGGUACUGAAGCAAGAGAACGGAUCCCUUGUACCUUUGACUAGCUUUGGAAGGGAAGGGCGAGGAGAGUGUGAGUUCGAUCAACCUGCCGGCCUAAUAUUUAAUCACGAGAACAAACUCGUUGUAUGUGAUGACAGAAACGGCCGAUUACAAGUCUUAACUGACGAAGGACAAUACGUAACCAGUUAUGGCGUGACACUUGGUCAAAAAGGAGUCCUUUGUUCACCGAUUGGGAUUUCACAGGAUCCUCAUGGAAGAUAUGCUGUUGGAGAAUUUGGUAGUCACCUCGUGACAGUACUGGACACAGAAGGGAAGGUUCUCUCUUGCACUCGGUCUUUGGGGAGAGACGUGGGGUCACUCUUACAUCCGAGGGGCGUGGCAAUCGACAUGAGUAGUAAUAUUUAUGUUGCAGACUAUGGCAACAGACGAAUUGUAAAAAUGUAGAGUUUUUUUGGUACAUGUAUAUAUAUUUUAUAUUAAAAUAUUUAUAAUAAUCGUUAGUACACUGUGUGUAUUUAUUUACUAGUAAUCACUAUUUUGUGUAUU